This is a messenger RNA of Oldenlandia corymbosa var. corymbosa, 843 nucleotides long. The record is from the annotation of a GenBank genome assembly. NCBI's taxonomy places the organism in Eukaryota, Viridiplantae, Streptophyta, Magnoliopsida, Gentianales, Rubiaceae.
AUGGCUGCAGCUUCUUGUCUGGGUUCAUCAACUCUAGCUCAAUCAGAGAUUAUUAGGCAUGGUCUGGGUUUUAAGCUUCAGAAUCCCAAUUCACUCACUUUUUCAAGGAGAAAAACCCGGAUGGUGGUAAAGGCAAGUUCUCGGGUUGAUAAGUUUUCUAAAUCCGAUAUUAUUGUUUCACCUUCUAUCCUCUCUGCCAAUUUUGCCAAGUUAGGAGAGCAGGUGAAAGCAGUUGAGGUGGCUGGUUGUGAUUGGAUUCAUGUUGAUGUCAUGGAUGGCCGCUUUGUUCCAAAUAUAACAAUUGGACCACUGGUUGUUGAUGCCUUACGCCCAGUCACAGACCUCCCAUUGGAUGUCCAUUUGAUGAUUGUUGAACCUGAGCAGCGGGUUCCUGAUUUUAUUAAGGCUGGAGCUGAUAUUGUUAGUGUUCAUUGUGAGCAAUCUUCUACCAUUCACUUGCAUCGUACACUUAAUCAAAUCAAAAGUCUCGGAGCUAAAGCUGGAGUUGUCCUGAACCCUGCAACCCCAUUGAGCACUAUAGAAUACGUACUUGAUGUGGUUGAUCUAGUGUUGAUCAUGUCGGUGAACCCUGGUUUUGGUGGACAGAGCUUUAUUGAGAGCCAAGUAAAGAAAAUCUCAGAUUUAAGAAGAAUGUGCGCUGAGAAGGGGGUCAACCCGUGGAUAGAGGUAGAUGGUGGUGUUACUCCCAAAAAUGCAUACAAGGUUAUUGAGGCUGGAGCCAAUGCAUUAGUUGCUGGUUCUGCUGUCUUUGGUGCUCCAGAUUAUGCAGCAGCUAUAAAGGGAAUCAAAACCAGUAAAAAGCCUGAAGCUGUUGCUGUUUGA